This is a messenger RNA of Cynara cardunculus var. scolymus (artichoke), 687 nucleotides long. RefSeq names its product probable E3 ubiquitin-protein ligase ARI9. Gene Ontology annotation, cellular component: ubiquitin ligase complex; cytoplasm. Gene Ontology annotation, biological process: protein polyubiquitination; positive regulation of proteasomal ubiquitin-dependent protein catabolic process; ubiquitin-dependent protein catabolic process. Gene Ontology annotation, molecular function: ubiquitin conjugating enzyme binding; zinc ion binding; ubiquitin protein ligase activity. Bases 1 to 687 code for a protein of 228 amino acids. NCBI's taxonomy places the organism in Eukaryota, Viridiplantae, Streptophyta, Magnoliopsida, Asterales, Asteraceae. The transcript is spliced from 2 exons. The record is from RefSeq and is a predicted model, not a curated record.
AUGGACACAAAGCUCACUUCAGAAAUGUUCCGAAACACAAACGUUUGCACGCAUUCGUACUGCUUCGACUGCAUUCGCGGGCACGUAGCCGCAAAGAUCAAGGAGAAUAUAACACAGGUGAAGUGUCCACACCUACAAUGCAAAGGGUUAAUAGGACCCGAAAUCUGUCGAUCGAUUGUCCCAAAAGAAGUACUCGAAAGAUGGGAAAACUCGCUAUGCGAAUCCAUGAUUCUUGCUUCUGAGAAGAUAACCUACUGCCCAUUUAAAGAUUGUUCAGCUAUGUUGGUGGAUGAUGGUGCUGAAACCGUGACCUCAUCGGUAUGCCCAAAUUGCAACCGAUUGUUUUGCGCAUCGUGUAACGUAGUUUGGCAUUCGGGUUUCGAUUGUAACGAGUUUCGGGGACUAAAGAAGGGGGAGAAAGAUCCAGAGGAUUUGAAGUUGAUGGAUCUUGCAAAGAGAAAGAAGUGGAAGAGAUGCCCAAAUUGCAAGUAUUUUGUAGAAAAAGUAUCUGGUUGUUUGCACAUUUCUUGCAGUGUGGAAGAAGAUGACUACGCAGAAGAUGACAACGACGAUGACUACGAAGAUCGCUGUGAAGACGAGAACGAAGAUGACUACGCAGAAGACGACAACGAAGAUGACUACGAAGAAGACGAAGAUCACUGUGAAGACGACGAAAAUCAAGUUUAG